AUGCAGCCCUGCCAAAACUGUGUGUCAUGGAAUCUCACUUGUGAAGUAGGGGUUUCACGCCGUGGAAAAUAUCCCCGAAAGAAAAAGGUAUCGACACGAACAUCAUCAAUGCCGAGUACUACGGCAAAUGCGUCGAAUUCCCGAAUCACACCGGGUCAAUUCCCAUUACCCGGACAGAGCUCUCAGUAUGCAUCGGCUCGUCCCAUAACAGCAGAGGAUGGGAUCCAUAAAACCGUGUUCCUUGGCGAGUCAAGUCCCCUCACAUGCGUUGUGGAUGAAGGGCAACGAUCCCCGGACAAGGGGUACUCCUGCAGCAUUCAAAAGGGCCGACUGCACUACUCCAUUUCCGAUAUGAGUGGCGCAACUGAAAGUAGCCAGGAUUCACUAGGCCCCCGGCGCAAGACGAUACAUGAUCGGCUUACCCGUGAUGGGGCUCUCGUAUUCCCGUCACCUGCUGUCUGCGACACGCUACUUCAAGCUUAUUUUGACUGGCUCCACCCAUGUUUUCCGAUUCUUGAUCGAGCGGAUCUACAAAGGGACUAUCAAGAUGGCACACUGUCGCCUUUGCUCUUCCAGUCAAUACUUUUUAUUGGAGUGAGCCUGUGCUCGGAUACCGCUUUGAACAUUACGGGCUUUAAUAAUCGCUACCAAGCCAAAGAAGUAUUUUAUCAACGAGCAAAGGAUAUUUAUGAUUCAGGAUGGGAGACCGACACAGUUAUCAAGUUGCAAUCGUUGUUUCUCCUGAGCUUUUGGCGUGGAACUGCAACCGAGGAGCGCGAUGUUCGAUUCUGGCUUGGAGCUGCCAUCAGCCUUGCCCAAAAAAAGGGCAUGCAUGUCAUGUCUAAAUUGUCCUUCCUUAAUGCCAAAGACCAAAAGAUUUGGAAACGAAUCUGGUGGGCUUUAUAUGUUCGCGAUCAACAAACAUCGGCGGCUUUGGGCCUACCGCCUCGAAUACGCGAUGAAGACUGCCAAAUCGCAGAUCUUGAAGCCGCAGACUUUGAGGAUAGUCAGCCAACGGGGCCUACUGAAAUAUUCCACACACCACCAGAAGUUCAUAUUCCCUACGUGAUUGGAAUGGCUCAACUGGCCAAGUUGUUGCGGGAAAUAGUAUGCAGCCAGUAUCUACCCGGUCGAUCCAAGUUGGAGAAUGCGGCUCGGCCAAUGCUUCAUCAGCGUUUAGUUGAUUGGGAGUCUCGCCUCCCGAAAGAAAUGCAAUUUCAAACGUCCAUGAGCAGAGGCGCGAUGUUUCUAAUUGGUAUGCUCCAUAUGGCCUAUAACAACUUGUACAUUCUCCUAUACCGACCCUUGUUAUUACAGCCCCCAGGCCAGUCGGUCAGUCCGGAAGGAAAUAUCGCUCUGGAUGCAGCAACACGAAGCACUCGAAUUUUAGAGGACAUGCUCUCGGAAAAUCUGGUCCAACAUGGAUCUGUUCACUUAAUCACCCAUACCUUCUCGGCGUUAUGUAUACACACCAUUCAUUUUGGACGAGUUACAGGUACGGCCCGCAAGUUAGCAGAACACAGGGCAAAAUUGUGUCUACUGGGCUUGAAGGAAUUACAGAAAUCAUGGGACUUAGAGAACUGGGUCCUGGAUCUUUUCUUCCGGUCAUUGGAUGAUUGUACUGCUCGUGAUCUCCGAUUAGCUGAUUCUACUAUGCUGGCACCAACAUCGCAGAUAGGCAGCGGUCAAAAUAUUGAGGAGGUACCGCCUGCGUCUCCUGCUAGUGGCUCAUAUAGACCUCUUUCUCCCAACACAGCAGACGAUCUCUUGAAAACCCCCAACACCAUUUCUCACCAUAACACUCGGGAAGAGCCUCCAGUUAAUAUGGACUGGUAUGAGCUGUUCAACAUCGAGGGUGAUGAUGUUAUGGGCCUUGCUGGCUCAUUAUCAAACCCGGACUACUUGAACCCAGAGAACCUCGAGUUUCUGUAUCGAUUCCUAUAG
Molecule: messenger RNA, 1944 nt
Organism: Penicillium vulpinum
Lineage: Eukaryota; Fungi; Ascomycota; Eurotiomycetes; Eurotiales; Aspergillaceae
Product: fungal specific transcription factor domain-containing protein
Exons: 7
Coding region: 1-1944 (647 amino acids)
Biological process (GO): DNA-templated transcription
Molecular function (GO): zinc ion binding; DNA binding
Source: RefSeq, a predicted model, not a curated record